GAUGCUUUCAAUUUUAACCUGAAGCGGAGAAACCUAAGCCCCGGAUAGACUACCCUCCCUUUUUAUUCUUUCUUCUUCCUCCUCCUCCUCCUCCUCCUCCUCCUCAACUCUUCUCUUCUCUUCUCAUAAACAUAAAACACACAGCUCUAUCCUUUUAUCUGCUCUUCUCUAAGUUCUCUUUGUUGGGAUAUCUUUCCGUUCUGGUUUGUUCAUUCACUUCUUGAAUCUUUUUUCGUGGGAAAUAAUCAAGUAUAAGCUAAAAUGGCAUCAUGCAUAGCUCAUAGUAUUGGAGCUACAGCAAAAUUUCCGGGCAGCCAUCAUUACCAGUCAUCUAAACUGUUCACGGCCGACCAAAGCCGUUCUAUUUACCUGGGGGGAACAAUUAAGUGGGAUUGCUUAAAACUUGAGUUUCGUGGCAAUUCUAGCCGCAGGGUUUAUAGUCUUCGGUCGACAUUGACCGCAGUAGCCUGUAGCUUGUCUUCUGUCAAUGGUACCUCUUCUUCUGGGGAAAGGGUGGUUGUGUUGGUGAUUGGAGGAGGGGGAAGAGAACAUGCUCUUUGUUAUGCAUUGAAACGAUCUCCCACUUGUGACGGUGUAUUCUGUGCCCCAGGCAAUGCGGGGAUUUCCAACUCUGGAGAUGCAACUUGCAUUUCUGACCUUGAUAUCUUAGAUAGCUCAGCAGUUAUCUCCUUUUGUCGUGAGUGGGGUGUUGGACUAGUUGUUGUGGGACCAGAGGCACCUCUUGUUGCAGGACUCUCUAACGAUCUCGUGAAGGCCGGAAUUCCAACUUUUGGCCCUUCAUCAGAAGCUGCUGCUUUAGAAGGCUCCAAGAAUUUUAUGAAGGGCAUUUGUGACAAAUAUGGAAUUCCUACUGCCAAGUAUAGAACAUUUGCCGAUUCUACCGCUGCAAAAAGCUACAUUAAAGAGCAAGGUGCUCCCAUCGUUAUUAAAGCUGAUGGACUUGCAGCUGGAAAAGGAGUUAUUGUUGCCUUGACUCUCGAGGAGGCAUAUGAUGCUGUAGACUCGAUGCUUGUCAAAGGUGAUUUUGGGCCUGCUGGUUGCCAUGUUGUUAUCGAGGAAUAUUUGGAAGGAGAAGAAGCUUCAUUCUUUGCACUAGUAGAUGGGGAGAAUGCGAUUCCUCUAGAAUCUGCACAGGACCAUAAACGGGUUGGGGAUGGUGAUACAGGGCCCAAUACUGGUGGAAUGGGGGCAUACUCUCCUGCACCAGUUUUGACAAAAGAACUCCAGUCUUUGGUUAUGAAAUCCAUCAUUCUACCUACUGUGAAAGGAAUGGCCAAUGAAGGAUGCAAAUUUGUUGGAGUUUUAUAUGCUGGACUCAUGAUUGAGAGGAAGUCCGGAUUGCCGAAAUUAAUUGAGUACAAUGUGCGCUUUGGAGAUCCAGAGUGCCAGGUGCUGAUGGUUCGCUUGGAAUCCGAUCUGGCACAAGUUCUACUCGCAGCUUGCAAGGGAGAACUGAGAGGCAUUUCGCUAGACUGGUCCCCUGGUUCAGCCAUGGUUGUAGUUAUGGCAAGUAAGGGCUAUCCCGGGAGCUACGAGAAGGGGACACUGAUUCAAAACCUAGAAGAAGCAGAGCAAGUUUCUCCAUUUGUUAAGGUUUUUCAUGCUGGAACUGCUAUUGACACGAAUGGGAAUUUCAUUGCAGCAGGGGGGCGUGUUCUUGGGGUUACUGCCAAGGGAAGGGAUCUUGAGGAGGCACGGGAUAGAGCAUACCAGGCUGUAGAUCAAAUUAAUUGGCCGGGAGGUUUCUCUCGGAAAGAUAUAGGAUGGAGAGCACUGCCUCUGAAACAAUAUUCUACUAAAGGUUGAAGUAAAAUUUUCAACUGGAGACGGUGUAUGUAUGACUAUGACACUCUUCACUUGAGAGUUGGUAAGUCAAUGCCUUUCCCAUCAAUAAAAGAUUCCAAGCUAAUUUGUCAGCCCUGAAAUAUCGGGGGUAGAGAGCAGGCAUGGGAAGUAGCACUUUUGAUUGAGAAAUGAAAGAUUAGAAUAGUUAAGUUAGAGGGACAAAAAUUGCAAGGUUGUAGGUAUCAUUUUUUGUCGAGUAAAAAAAGUAUUUCUGUUAGUAUGA
Coffea arabica (coffee) is the source of this 2089-nucleotide messenger RNA. RefSeq names its product phosphoribosylamine--glycine ligase. Gene Ontology annotation, molecular function: ATP binding; metal ion binding; phosphoribosylamine-glycine ligase activity. The record is from RefSeq and is a predicted model, not a curated record. Gene Ontology annotation, biological process: purine nucleobase biosynthetic process. NCBI's taxonomy places the organism in Eukaryota, Viridiplantae, Streptophyta, Magnoliopsida, Gentianales, Rubiaceae.